Didymodactylos carnosus is the source of this 678-nucleotide messenger RNA. The record is from the annotation of a GenBank genome assembly. NCBI's taxonomy places the organism in Eukaryota, Metazoa, Rotifera, Eurotatoria, Philodinida, Philodinidae.
AUGAUUCCAUAUACCCAUUAUCAAUUUCCAUUUGAAAAAAUUCUGAUACGGCCAGAUUUUAGACUUUUAUCGUAUUUAGAUAUGUCGCUUCCAUUACAGAAGACAUUUUGUGGCGCUCAUUCGUUGUCUGAUAUUGAUUUGGUUAGUUCAAACAUUCAAUUAUUAGAUGUAUGUAAUUUUGAUCAAUUACCAUCAUUGAAACGUCUUUCCCUCAUGGAUAAUCCACUCUACUGCAGCUGUUCAAUGUUUUAUUUAAAAUACGGUGAUAUUUAUCGUUUAUUACUAAAUAAAGUUUAUGACGAUGAUAAUCAAAUCGAUACAAAUUUGGAACAAUGGUUAAAACCUGAACUCAGACGUCACAUUGAUAUGGCUUAUAUACGAGGAGACUUAAGACGUCCACCUAUUGAAUUUUCCCUGUUUUCACGAUGUGCACAGCCAACCGAAUGGAAAGGUUUAGAACUUGUAAAUAUUACUCAUGUAUCAAAACUUUGUCAUCAAGAGUGGGAAGCGAUUGAAAAUAGUUGUCAAACUUAUUGCGAUCAACAUGAUAGAACAAUCACCACGUCAAAUAAACUAACGACGAUAAAUCCAGUAAUAAUAAACCGUUCAACAUCAUUUGCAGUUAACUUUCAUGUGACUAUAGUUAUUCUCACUUCAUUCAUUUUAUACUGUAUAUAG